AUGAAUAACGAACAGUUCCGCCGCCUCGUCCUCGACCAACCUGGCAAAAGAUCCAAUAAUAACAAUAGCAACACCGUCGACAAAAAUGCGCAAACACCAAGUUCCUCCCAAACCCCGUCAUCUCUCGGCUCUCGCAUGCGAUCCAGUAUCCCCAUGACACCACGGCACGUCCGCGGCGGAACGAGCAACACGAACGAAUUCGCGCGCCAACUCGCCGAACAGUCACAGCCGCCUGCAAAGAGAUUCAAGGCCUCUGCGGCGCCAAAGGGUACGAGGUUUGCGAGCGGGUAUCAGGAUCGGACGGCUCUGAGGAGACAAGAACAGGAUGAUGAAACGGCAGAAGAGAAAAAAGAGGGGAUUGAGCAACGACUCAAAGCGUUAGAGGAGAUGGUCAAAUUGGGACAGAUUGAUCAGGCGACUUUCGACAAUUUACGGAAAGAGAUUGGUGUAGGCGGUGAUCUGAAAAGUACGCAUUUGGUCAAGGGUUUGGAUUGGGAUUUAUUGCGUCGAGCCAAGGCGGGAGAGGAUCUGUCGCAAAAGACUGAAGAAGAGGCAGAUGAGAAAGAGGAGGAGGGUAUUGAUCCGGGCGAUGUGGAUGAUGAGUUGGAUCGUGUUCUUGACGAGAAAGAGGAUGGCUUCGUUGCUCCAGCGCCAAAGGAGAAGAAAGUCAAAAAGGGAAAUCUCGCAGUGCCACCUCCACCUUCGGGAAAGUUAUCGCGAGAUGAGAUUCUGAAACAACUCAAAGCGAGUCGAGCUGCCGCAGCAGCACCAGCAGCUCCACCAGAAUCAACACUAAGUACCAAAUUCAAGAAGAUUGAUAAAUCAGACAAGAAACGCUGGAUUGAGACAGACCCAAUCACCGGUCGCCGCAAAGAGAUCCUCGUCAUCACCGAUGCAGAAGGAAACACAAAACGGAAAACCCGUUGGCUUGACAAGGAACCACCUCCUCAUAAACAAGCCGACAUCAUUCCAAAAGUUGAUAACAAUGGAUUGUUGUUGCCAGGUCAAGACGCGAAGCCGUUGGGGAUGGAGGUACCUGCUGUAAUCGCGGCUAGGAUAGCGGCUGAAAAAGCGGCGGCGGAGGAGGCGGAGGAUGAUGACAUUUUUGCGGGUGUAGGCACAGAUUAUAAUCCUCUUGGGGAUUUGGAUGAGGAUGACGAAGAAGAUUCUGAUGAUGAGAAGGAGGAGAGAGAGGAGGCGGCGGAUGUCAAGGACGAGAAAGUCAUUAAGACAGCGGCAACUACAGAGCCAUCUACUCAACACCAACCGCGAAGAAAUUACUUUAAAAAGACCGACGAAGACACUGCCGAAGAAGAACCUCGCACAAAUCCACUAACAAGUGAUCCCACUCUUAUGGCCGCAUUCAAACGUGCCGCCGCACUCCGACAAGCUUCCACAACACGCGCAGAAGGAGACGAAGACGACGACCACGCCGUAGACAUGGAGGAAGGCGAAUUUGCCGACGAUGUUGACCCCGAACGCCUCGCUCGUCGCAAGAAAUUUCUCGAAGAAGCGCGCCGUCGUGAUGCGCUCGACGCGCAGGACCUCGAUUUUGGGUUUGGUAGUAGUCGAAUUGAGGAUGAGGAAGAUGAGGAAGGGCCCACGUUUGGCGAUAGUGAGAAGCAACGGGGUAGUAACAAACGGAAACGUGGACCGAAGAAGAGAAAGGGUGAUAAGGAUUCUGCGACGGAUGUUUUGCGCGUUAUGGAGGGACGGAAGAAGUCCUGA
Talaromyces amestolkiae is the source of this 1728-nucleotide messenger RNA. RefSeq lists its product as uncharacterized. Bases 1 to 1728 code for a protein of 575 amino acids. NCBI's taxonomy places the organism in Eukaryota, Fungi, Ascomycota, Eurotiomycetes, Eurotiales, Trichocomaceae. The transcript has a single exon. Gene Ontology annotation, biological process: mRNA splicing, via spliceosome. Gene Ontology annotation, cellular component: nucleus. The record is from RefSeq and is a predicted model, not a curated record.